Podarcis lilfordi (Lilford's wall lizard) is the source of this 1242-nucleotide messenger RNA. The record is from the annotation of a GenBank genome assembly. NCBI's taxonomy places the organism in Eukaryota, Metazoa, Chordata, Lepidosauria, Squamata, Lacertidae.
AUGGAGUGCGGAAAGAGCUUCUCUUUCAAUGCAAAACUUAGAACACACCAGCGGACUCACAUAGAGAGAAAACGUUUUACGUGCAGGGAGUGUGGGAAGAACUUCAGUCAGAGUGGACACCUUAAAUUGCACAAAGGGACUCAUACAGGGGAGAAACCAUAUGAAUGUAUGGAGUGUGGGAAGAGCUUUAGUGAUACUGGAAGCCUUAGAAGACACCAACGGACUCACACAGGGGAGAAACCAUAUAAAUGUAUCGACUGCGGAAAGAGCUUUAGUGAUAAUGGAAACCUUAGAAAACAUCAGCGGACUCACACAGGGGAGAAACCAUUUAAAUGUAUGGAGUGUGGAAAGAGCUUUAGUGAUAAUGGAAACCUUAGAAAACAUCAGCGGACUCACACAGGGGAAAAACCAUUUCAAUGUAUGGAGUGUGAGAAGAGUUUUAGUAAUAGUGGAUGCCUUAGGAAACAUCAACGGACUCACAGAAGGGAGAAACCAUUUAAAUGCAUGGAUUGUUUAAAGAGCUUCAGUCAGAGUGGAGACCUUAGAAAUCAUCAACGAACUCACACAGGGGAGAAACCAUAUAAAUGUAUGGAGUGUGAAAAGAGCUUUACUGGUAAUGGAAACCUUAGAAAACAUCAACGGACUCACACAGGGGAGAAACCAUUCAAAUGUAUGGAGUGUGAAAAGAGCUUUAGUUAUAGUGGAAGCCUUAGACAACACCAACGGACUCACACAGGGGAGAAACCAUAUCAAUGUAUGGAGUGUGGAAAGGACUUCAGUCAGAAUGGAAACCUUAGAUCACAUCAACGGACUCACACAGGGGAAAAACCUUUUAAAUGUAUAGAGUGUGGAAAGAGUUUCCAUUGUAAUACAAGCCUUAGAUCACAUCAACGGACUCACACAGGAGAGAAACCAUUUAAAUGCAUGGAGUGUCAAAAGAGCUUUAGUGAAAAUGGAAGCCUUAGAAGACAUCAACGGACUCACACAGGGGAGAAACCAUAUAAAUGUAUGGAGUGUGGAAAGAGCUUUAAUGUUAAUGGAAACCUUAGGAAACAUCAACGGACUCACAGAAGGGAGAAACCAUUUAAAUGCAUGGAUUGUUUAAAGAGCUUCAGUCAGAGUGGAGACCUUAGAAAUCAUCAACGAACUCACACAGGGGAGAAACCAUAUAAAUGUAUGGAGUGUGGAAAGAGCUUUAAUGUUAAUGGAAACCUUAGGAAACAUCAACGGACUCACACAUGA